UGCAGUGUGUGUGUGUGUGCGUGUGUGUCUGUGUGAGCGGGCAAAGUUUGGUUCCGAGGGAGUGGCUCGGCCAGUUGUGAUCGGGACUUGGAGGACUCCCCAGUGGAAGCCAUUGGAUAAAACCACAACGUUUUUAUUUCGUCGAACAUUCACAUCAUAAAUUUCGAACUCUUAACUAUCUGAACGAAACGAACAUUGAAUUAAGAUAUUGAAGUGUUUCUUCUGUUACCAAGAAGGCAGCCGAAGUGAAACUUACGUGAACUUAUAUUCAUUCUCAAGCGUAUGUAGGCAGACAUCUUGAAGUUGAGCGUGUGGCCUCUUUGAAUCUAGUCGAGAGAUCAAGAGCUCCUCUUGUCGGAGAGACAGCGGGAUGAACUCGCGCUUUCUUGACGAGUGCAAUGCGACAAUCCAUUAUUCGUCGUUUGAGCAGUAAUUGCUGGCGGGUCACUCAGCUCUCUGCGAGGGAUGGGGAGAAGGGUCUGGUGAGAUGGAAGUGACGGGAUGUCUGGUAAUACCUUCCCAUGCCUCCUCCUCCGCCUCCACCACCGCCACCACCUCCGCAUGCGGCUGCCUCCCCUGCCGCUGCCGUGACGGGCAGGAGCAUUGCCUUACCAAUACCCGACUCCUCAUCAUGCCAUCACUGCCACAUCCACGCUCCCAUCCCGGCCAAGGAUCUCAAACGCACUCAUCCACUCAGGUCCUCACUUCAUGCCGAACCUAAAGUCGAAGUAGCUUCUGUACAUAGCAGAAAUCACGAUGGCCCACUCAACUUCAGGAAGAAUGUGUCUUUCCUUUACCGGAAAAUAUACAAAAACGACGCCAAGAUUGCUGCCAAACACAAACAUCAAACGGAGACGGCUGCCGCUACGCUAACCAUACUCAAUCCGAAAUCUCUUCCAAGAGCUAGUGAUAUUCAUCCUCUUCCAAGAGCUAGUGAUAUUCAAUCUCUUCCAAGAGCUAGUGAUAUCCAACCUGCAGUGGUCAUAGACUCUUUGCCGCCCCUACCACCUCUCCCCUUGCGUAGUAGUUAUGAACGCCGUCGCCGCCCUGUGGGCUUGGCAGGGCUACAGGCGGCAGUUUUAAUUGGUGGCUACGCCCUCUUGUUAGUUCUGGCCAUAGUCAUCGGGGUUGUGCUCAGCCAGGGUCAGGUUGGGCGUCGAGGUCGAGGACGUCGCCCUGUUGCAGAGUCUCCUCUGCCGCAGAGACCCGCGUUCCGUGGUGCGGCGCUUUCUCCGUUGGAAGGUGUUGCUCCUAUUAGAAUUGCUAGGCCUCGCACUCCUCAAGGUCGCCCUCGUUCAUCUGUAGGUGUCCCCUUACCUGGUCCUCCUCCACCACCACCUCCCCCUCCCACCACCACUCCUCUCCCUCCCCCUCCUCCUCCAGCUAAUGAUUUCCCUGACUAUGACUAUGUUUAUGUGGAUGAUGCCCCUCAGGCACUGUUGCCUAAUCCUGUGACUGCUGCUCCUCGACCAGUGUUCAGCCCAGAGCCACUCCCAGCUCCUCGUCAAACAGUCGUAGCUUCUCAGCCAAAACGACCCAAUGCAGCACCUCGUCGUCCAACUGGAACUUUGGCAAGCAUUGACAGGGACUUCAGUCUCGAUGACCCAGACCACAUCCGAGGACGCAAAGAACCAGAGGUCAAGAUUCUUAGGUCUUGGUCCCACCAAAAUGCUGAUGGAACUUUCUCAUGGGGAUACGUCAACACUGAUGGAUCUUUCAAGAACGAAACUAAGGGUCUCGACUGCGUUGUCAGAGGUGUCUAUGGCUAUCUCGACAAAGACACCGGCAGGGAAGUAUCUUUCCCCUAUGAGUCGGGCAACCCUUGUGACCCAGACGCUCCCGAUUAUUACUAUGAUUAUGACACCAACACCAUGAGGAUCAGAGAUGGCGUUACUGGUGAAGUUCAGGCUCGCCCCGGUCCCGGUGUUGGUUCUCCUGGACGGCGACAGGGAUAGAAACCCAGUCCAUUCCAGAUGAAUGAUGACUCGCUUUCCAUGCGACCUUCAUGAUACCUUAAGACACCCUUCUGUAGAAUAGAAAUACUUCAGUGAACGGAGUACAUAUACUUUGUAUAUAUAUAUGCAUUUGGAUUAAGUCAGUCUUUUCAUACUUUUUGAUAACUUUGUAUAAAUUAUUUCAGACCGCUUUAAAAGAAAUUUUUUGACUUUAAAUAAAUUCUAUAAUUUCACUCUAUUCAGUAUCCUUGUCUCGAGCUGCCAUAUUUUCAGUUUCUUAUUUAUCUGUUGUUAUAUAAAAUAAAAAAAAUAAACCUAAA
Molecule: messenger RNA, 2275 nt
Organism: Macrobrachium nipponense
Lineage: Eukaryota; Metazoa; Arthropoda; Malacostraca; Decapoda; Palaemonidae
Exons: 3
Coding region: 522-1955 (477 amino acids)
Source: RefSeq, a predicted model, not a curated record